AUGCCAUCUUCCCGUGCUCUGACGUGCACAACUGAAUCUGGAUCUAUCCUCGUUCAGCUCCCCACCGAGAUCCAUUACCAUAUUCUCGACUUCUUGGACUUGGAAGAUGUCUUUCUUUUGGGUCUUAGCUGCCGGAGGCUGUGGACCCUCGUGAGACCACUAAUCGCAAAACAUUUUUCGGGCUACCUAGGUGUUUGGGCAGGAAUUCCGGUCAUCUGUGUGGGUGAUUCAAUCGAACACAGUGGAAAUACCCAGUAUCCUGACGGCAUGCUCUCCCCAGACGAGUUGAAAGAAUUGGAUGAGGGCCUGGAAUUUGAAGAAUUAGAGAUCGAGCUGGGCGGCGAACUGGCGGAGGAGCUGGCUGAUAAACCUGUCAGUUUGUAUCAAAUGGCCGACGCUCGAUACACCAGCAUCACCACAGUUACAACGCGUUUCCCGCACGAUCUAUUUGGGCUCGCCCUCGGUCUUCGAUACGGACACCCUACCCCGGUAGACAUAGUUCAAGUGGCACAUCCAGAGCCACAGAGUUACUAUCCAUGCAAUCAGAAGCACAUUCAAGGCCCGUUUAUCGAUAUACUAGGGUAUGGUGAAGUCAUCCUCUAUAAGACUUGCUGGUCAACCUCCGAUUAUUCGUUGAUACGGGGAAAAGAGAUGCAUCGAGGGGUUUGGGCUGGCCACGCACUCGAUAUAGUCCCCACGAGCCACCUGAGUGGUGAUAUUUCAUGGAAAGAUAUUAGUGACAAGAUUGCACAAGAGAUCUCGGAAAUUUGGGGAGAGGUCUAUGGGGAAAACUGGAAAACCGAUCUGGUCACGGAACGGCGCCGCUGUUAA
Messenger RNA from Histoplasma mississippiense, 831 nucleotides. RefSeq lists its product with no specific name. NCBI's taxonomy places the organism in Eukaryota, Fungi, Ascomycota, Eurotiomycetes, Onygenales, Ajellomycetaceae. Bases 1 to 831 code for a protein of 276 amino acids. The record is from RefSeq and is a predicted model, not a curated record. The transcript has 2 exons. Gene Ontology annotation, molecular function: protein binding.